AUGCUAGAUUCGCAAUUCUGCGAGAUAAAUAACUCUUUGGAUAGUACAAUGUUUAUGGUUCAAAGCGAGAGACAAAAAGAGGUUGAUGCCUUGCUGCCUGAAGAUAACCAUGUGGGGAAAGUCAAGUUCUCCGCGGCGCGAGAAGUCGCAUUCUUCACCUCGCGGGGCCCUGCCCGAACAAUGUCGCAGCUGGACGAGCUACAAAACCAAGACCUUGCCGAGGAAAUUGAAGCCAUCAAUGCCAUAUACGAGCCCGAUACCGUCACGGUGACCCAGCCGGCCGCCGGUCACUCUAACAACACACUCGACUUGGGCUCCUCCGGUACCUCAAACGACAAUGCGCAAACAACAGUGACACUUCAGAUCCCUGGUCAACCACAUUUAUCUUUUCGGCUUGGAUUUGGCGUCACAUACCCAGAAACACGACCUACGGUGCUCGGGACUGCGUCGACUGCCGCGCGCGGGGAAGGAAAGAUUGCUGUCGAUGUGUUGGAAGACAUUGUACAACGGACGUGGCAGGCUGGUGCCGUCUGUCUUUUUGAUGUGAUCAGUGAAGCUGUGGAGGUAUUCCCCGAGCUGAAUAUCGGUGGAAAUAAAGAUAGCGAUGAAGCCGGGCAAGCCGAGCAAAGUGCCACAGGGCAAACCUCAAGCAAAGCCGACGAGCCCACAAUAUCAGGAGAGAAAUUUGCUGCUCUUUCACUUCGUGAUGCAUUUGGACUCGAUAAUCCCCCCGAAUGGAUCCUUUCCGACGUCAUUUCAGAAAAGAAAUCGACCUUCCUAGCCCGAGCGGUGCAGGUCACCAGCUUAGCACAAGCACAAGCCUAUUUAGAUCAUUUGACGGCUACGGAUAAGAAAGUCGCUGUGGCGACACAUAACAUCAGUGCCUGGCGCAUCAAACAAAAGAAAGACGGCGGGUCUAACUCUGAUCCUGACGCAGCGGAGACAGUGGUUCAGGAUUACGACGACGAUGGCGAGACCGCUGCUGGGGGCCGCUUACUACACGUGAUGCAAUUAAUGGAUGUAUGGAAUGUGUUGGUUGUCGUCUCAAGGUGGUUCGGGGGUAUCCAUCUGGGCCCUGCACGGUUCCGGCUCAUCAAUGAUGCCGGGCGUGACGCUUUAGUCAAGGGUGGUUUUGACAAAAAGCAGAGCACAACUGCCCCUGAGAAGGGUAAGAAGAAAGGGAAGAAAUGA
Messenger RNA from Penicillium atrosanguineum, 1191 nucleotides. RefSeq names its product IMPACT family protein. The transcript has a single exon. Gene Ontology annotation, biological process: regulation of translational initiation. Gene Ontology annotation, cellular component: cytoplasm. Gene Ontology annotation, molecular function: protein binding. NCBI's taxonomy places the organism in Eukaryota, Fungi, Ascomycota, Eurotiomycetes, Eurotiales, Aspergillaceae. The record is from RefSeq and is a predicted model, not a curated record. Bases 1 to 1191 code for a protein of 396 amino acids.